AUGUUGUCCCACUUGUCCAUUUUAGCUUUUGUUGUGUCACCUGAGGAGACUAGUCAAAAAUGUGCACUCUGCCCAGUAAAGUGCUGCGGACCCUCCCGGCCUCCGCCCGCCGCCCCGCCGCCCAAUCGGCCGGCCCGGAGGCGGGGCGGGGCGGCCGGGCCGCGGGCCUGCAAAGCCGCCGGGGACGCGGCCGAGCGCGCAGCCGGGGGCGCUCGGGAGGCGCUCGCGCGCCGCUUCCGCGGCAGCCCGCCCGCCGCAGCCCUCGCGCUCCGGGCGCCGGCCAUGGGGCCCUCCCGGGACGAGCCCGCCGCCGGGCCCGCGCCCGCCGACAGCCGCGCGCCCGGCCCCGAGGAGGCCGCCGAGGCGGACGCAGGGCCCCCCGCGCCUCCCGAGGGCGGCUGGGGCUGGCUGGUGAUGCUGGCGGCCAUGUGGUGCAACGGCUCGGUGUUCGGCAUCCAGAACGCCUGCGGGGUGCUCUUCGUGUCCAUGCUCAAGACCUUCGGGGCCGCGGACGAGGACGGGCUGGCCUUCAAGACAGCGUGGGUGAACUCUCUGUCCAUGGGGAUGAUCUUCUUCUGCAGCCCAAUCGUCAGCAUCUUCACAGACAUAUAUGGUUGUCGGAAAACAGCUGUCGUGGGCGCUGCGGUGGGAUUCACUGGGCUUCUGUCUAGUUCUUUUGUAAGCUCCAUCGAGCCCCUGUACCUCACCUACGGAGUCAUCUUCGCCUGCGGCUGCUCCUUCGCCUACCAGCCCUCCCUGGUGGUCCUGGGAUGGUACUUCAAGAAGCGCCUCGGGCUGGUGAACGGCGUGGUCACCGCCGGCAGCAGCGCCUUCACGGUGCUGCUGCCCUUCCUGCUGAGGGCGCUCACGGACCGCGUGGGCCUCUCCCACACGCUGAGGGUCCUGUGCGUGUUCAUGCUCGUCCUCUUCCUGGCCGGCUUCACCUACCGGCCUCUCGCCCCCAGCGAGGGGCAGAGUGCAGCCCUGGGAGGCGACAGGGGCAAGUUCGGUCCUCCGAGAAGGCUUUUCAACAUUGCCGUCUUCAAGGUGACCGCCUACUCCGUGUGGGCCGCCGGCGUGCCGCUCGCCCUGUUCGGCUACUUCGUCCCGUACGUCCACCUGAUGAAAUAUGUGAAUGAACGAUUUCAAGAUGAAGAGAACAAAGAGGUGGUUCUCAUGUGCAUCGGGGUCACCUCAGGAGUCGGACGGCUGCUGUUCGGCCGCCUGGCGGACUGUGUGCCUGGCGCGAAGAAGGUUUAUCUACAGGUGCUGUCCUUCCUCUUCAUUGGGCUCAUGUCCGCGGCGACCCCGCUGUGCACUGCCUUCAGGGCGCUCCUGGCCGUCUGCCUCGUCAUGGGCCUCUUUGACGGUUGCUUCAUCUCCAUCAUGGCGCCCAUUGCAUUUGAGCUGGUGGGCGCCCAGGACGUCUCCCAGGCCAUCGGGUUCCUGCUCGGGCUCAUGUCGGUGCCCAUGACUGUGGGCCCACCCAUCGCAGGGUUGCUUCGUGACAAGCUGGGCUCCUAUGACUUGGCUUUCUACCUCGCCGGGAUCCCUCCCCUCGUUGGGGGCGCCAUCCUCUGUUUCAUCCCUUGGGUCCAUAGUAAGAAGCAGAGAGCGGGCAGCGACCCUGCGGCAGGAGGACAGAUGGACAGAAUGGACCACCAGAGCGCACUGCUCGCAGGCUCCGCGGGAAUCCUCAGGAAAGAGUCCGACUCUGUUGUUUGAUGUCUCACACGCCUCCACCGGACUGGGCUUGCUUUCAGAACUUUAAGCAAAUCGUCCUUUUAUAUGAAUUGCAAAUUAAUUUUUUAAAUCACAUCCCAAAAGUAGCACAAUCAUUGGGAAAUAGAACCUUACUACUGUAGAACCAUUUUCUGCCGCUGAGUAGCUAUCCGAUGCUCCCACCAGUCUGAGGGCAGAGGCCCUGGUAGACGAAAACAUGUUUGGUGAGGAUUUGAAGCUAUCUCAGUGAAAAGCAGCUUUGGAAACUGAAUGCUCUUUAGUUUGUACAAAUAUUUAAAAAUACCUCAAGCUAGAUUGAAAGGGCUUUGUUUGAUUAGGACUGGAAAAAGGUCGUCGCUUCACAUGGUGUUUUUAGCUCUGGGGUCUGUUUUAAAUUCUUCUGCUAUUUGGAAACUUUCUACAAAACUUAAGCCUGGAUUCUAGGUAAUGUCAGCUCUACCUAAUCUCAAGUCUGUUGAAGUUGCUUACCUGCUGUGAAACAAGCUGUGCAAUUUACUUCCUCUGACUUGCCGCAGUGCCCGGAGGCCUUCCUAGGGCAGAGCCCAGAGCAUGCCAGGAACCAGCGUGAGAUCAGAAGGGUCCUGUUCGCAGGGCGGGGUGGUCCCCAAAUCAGGCCUUUCUUCCAUUUACGUCUGUUCUUGGGCUUACACUGUUUGACUUAAGUAGCCAGAAACAUCCCCAAAUUUCUGAAUUUGUUUGAACAACAAAGUAAAACAGAAUGAAAGCUAUUCUGGUAAAUUUAAUGUAGAAUUUUUCUGAGUUGACUUGAUAGCACUAGAACCUGAUAUUUUAAGUCUUCCCAAGCGUGUUCCCAAGUUGCAGUUUCAGGCACAAAUGGGGAAAAAAUAAUCUUUGUAUUUGUGAAGAUAAUAUCUAUUUCUGACAGAAGCAGUUGCUCAAAUUGG
Messenger RNA from Manis pentadactyla (Chinese pangolin), 2648 nucleotides. RefSeq names its product solute carrier family 16 member 10 (gene SLC16A10). The transcript has 7 exons. The record is from RefSeq and is a predicted model, not a curated record. Lineage: Eukaryota; Metazoa; Chordata; Mammalia; Pholidota; Manidae. Gene Ontology annotation, molecular function: monocarboxylic acid transmembrane transporter activity. Gene Ontology annotation, biological process: transmembrane transport. The coding region runs from base 1 to 1725 and encodes 574 amino acids.